GUUAGAAGAGUCCCGGGUUCUAGUGGCCAUCUCCAUAAGACAGAAGAUGGGGAUUGGGAAUGGAGUGAUGAUGAAAUGGAUGAGAAAAGUGAAGAAGGCAAGGCUGCUUUUUCCCAAGAGAAGUCACGAAGAGUAAAAGAAGAGGCAGAUGCAGAGAUUUCCAUGUAUUCCAGCAAUAUCCCUGACCAAAUACAGAACCUGUCUAUAAAAGGUUCUCAGGCACGAUCUGCUAUUACGAAUGAAUAUAGCGCUGUUCCAUGUGCUGUGAAUCUUGUUUUACGACUAAGGAAUUCCAGAAAGGAACUUAAUGACAUACGAUUUGAGUUUACUCCAGGCAGAGACACGGCAGAUGGUGUAUCUCAAGAGCUGUUCUCUGCAGGCCUGGUUGAUGGUCACGAUGUAGUUAUAGUUGCUGCUAAUUUACAAAAAAUAGUAGAUGACCCCAGGGCCUUGAAAACAUUAACCUUCAAGCUGGCUUCUGGUUGUGAUGGUACCGAAAUCCCUGAUGAGGUAAAACUGAUUGGGUUUGCUCAGUUAAGCGUCAGCUGAUGCCAGCGCACCUGACCCCCAGCAAAAGGGUGUGAUUGCGAAGAGGCCAGCUUUACAUUGUGAAGGAAGUUUUUCAAGCACCCCACGCGGACAGUUCCGCUUCAUUCAGUAGCACCUCACCAGGUUGGAACAAGCGAAAGCCCACCGCUCCACUGCUCCUGCUAACAGUCCAGAAGCUCCUAAAUGCUGCUCUAGCAAUCAGGUUGGAUUUCCCUGGCAUGAGAACAGACGGAUUGGAAACGCGCUCAAGUGGCUGUGUCCACCGGCCACAAAAGGAAUUUUCUAUCAGAGCUAGUCCUUCUUUCAUUAAAACAAAACAGUCAUUAUUUUAGUGGAUAAUUCUGAUUCGUUGGUUGUAUGUAGAAUGCACAUAAUUAUAAAUGCUAGGGUUUAUUAGCCAAACUUGAAUUCCUGAUUUAAAACCAACUGUG
Molecule: messenger RNA, 980 nt
Organism: Python bivittatus (Burmese python)
Lineage: Eukaryota; Metazoa; Chordata; Lepidosauria; Squamata; Pythonidae
Source: RefSeq, a predicted model, not a curated record